Messenger RNA from Dictyostelium purpureum, 2826 nucleotides. RefSeq lists its product as uncharacterized. Bases 1 to 2826 code for a protein of 941 amino acids. Lineage: Eukaryota; Evosea; Eumycetozoa; Dictyosteliales; Dictyosteliaceae. The record is from RefSeq and is a predicted model, not a curated record. The transcript is spliced from 5 exons. Gene Ontology annotation, molecular function: DNA binding; zinc ion binding; NAD+ poly-ADP-ribosyltransferase activity.
AUGGCAACUAAAAACCAAUCGCCCUAUUUAGUUGAAUAUGCCAAAUCCGAUAGAUCAAGUUGUGCCACUUGUUCAAGAGGUAUUAAUAAAGAAGAUGUUAGAAUUGGUUACAAAACCAAAUCAAGACACUUUGAUGGAAUGGAUAUUUCAUGGCAUCAUUUAAAAUGUAAAUGCGCAGGUGUACCAAAAUUUACUGAUUUAGUUCACUGGGAAUAUCUUAAAUGGGAGGAUCAAUUAGAUAUUAAAACCAAAUAUUUCAAACAUGAAAAGUAUGAUCCAAAAUCAGCAACAGAGGUUCAAAGACAAAAAUAUUUAGUAGCUCUUUGGGAUACCAAAGAUCUUAUUGGAGAUAAUCUUAAAGGUCCUGCUAUCAAGUCAAUAAUUCAAUUUAACAAAGGUUUUGUUGACAAAGUAUCACCAGUCCAUCUUCUCCAUACUCUUUCUGAUUGGAUGUUGAAAGGUCGUCCAGGUAAAUGCCCAACAUGUAAAAACUUUGAAGUAUUAUUCAAUGGUGUCGAGUUUCAAUGCAAAGGUUGGCUUUCUGAAUUUACCAAGUGUGAUUGGAGUGGUGAUUCUCUUGAUCGUUUCAAAGUAUUAAUUCCACCAGAACUUGCAAGUAACAAAUUCCUCUCAUCUUAUAAAUACACCAAAGACUAUCCAAAAGCUGAACCAAAAUAUAAUGAUGACGAUGAUGAAGAAGAAGAUGAAGAAGAAGAAGAAGAAGAAGCAGAAAAAGGAGAAUCAGCCUCACUUCAAGAGAGUGCAAGUUUAAAAUCCGAAGAUGGUGCCGAUUUAAGCGAGGCCGCUCUCGAUCCAAAUAGAGAAGAAGAUGAAGUACCAGUUAAUGAAGAGUGUGUUAAUAUGAUUUUUUCUAUUGCAGGUUCAGCCAAAGUUUUAGGUAUUGCAACUAGUGAAAUUAAAGAUCUCAUUAAUGACCAUGGAGGUUCAGUUGUAGAGGAUCCACUCAAAGCCACAGUUAUGAUUUCAUGUGAUGAAGAGGUCAAAAAAAAUAAAGUUACCAAAAAAGUUCAGAAUGCUAUCGAUAACAUCCCAAUCUUUUCAGUUGAAUGGCUCAAAGAUUUAUGUAAUAGAACUAACAAAGGCAUUGAGUUAAGAAAAACCUCAGUUUCAAAAGAUUUAGUAAUCACUCCAUCAAAAUUAAAUGAUGAUCAAUUACUUUAUACUGAAAAAUAUUUUAAACCAGUCGAAAAGAAAACCACAACCACAACCACCACAAGCAAAAAGAGAAAAGAGAUUGAAGUUGAAGUCAAACCAAAAAAACAACCAAAACCAGGCUCAAAUAUUCUAAAGGUCCACAGUGAUUAUAGUUUCCGUUCCUAUGAAAUUUAUGUUAGCUAUGACAAAGAUAACGGCUAUACUGCCCAUAAUGUUAUGCUUAAUCUUUUAGAUAUCGAAAGCAAUUCAAACAAAUUCUAUCAAAUUCAAUUAAUCAAAAAAAUAGGUGUUGAAUCAUAUACUGUUUUCUUAAAAUGGGGUAGAGUCGGUGUAGAUUCUGUUGGUGGUUCAAAAGAAGAAACAUUCAAAACCUAUAAUAAAGCUUUAGCUUUAUUCGCUGAAAGAUUCUUCUAUUUUACAGACAAUAACUGGGAAGAUCGUCUUAGAUUCAAAAAGAAACCAAGAAAGUACUUUAUGGUUGCUCUUGAUGAUGGUUGGGAAGAUGAAGAAGAACAAGAAGAGGUAAAUAAUGUAUUUAAAAAGAAGAGAGAGGAUCUUACCUCCAACACCGAAAACCAAAUCGUCACAAAGAAAGAAGGUCUUCAUGAAAGAGUUCAAGAUUUAAUAAGAUUAAUGUUUGAUCAAGAUAUGAUGAAGAAACAAUUACAAUCUAUGAAUGUUGAUACUGAUAAGAUGCCAUUGGGUAAAAUCAAAAAAUCGCAAUUAAUGCAAGGUUACAAGGUAUUAUCUGAAAUUCAAGAUCUCCUUACUUCUGAAGGUGCUAAUGUUUCAAAGAAUAGAUUAAAAGAUUGCUCCCAACGUUUCUACACUUUAAUUCCACAUAACUUUGGUAAUAACGCUCCACCACUUAUCGACUCUGUUGAAUCCAUCAAAGCUAAAAUGCAAUUGGUCGAAGCUCUUAUCGAUAUUGAUAUUGCUAACUCACUCAAGAAACAAACAGAAAAUGUUGAAGGUAAUAUGAUUGAAAACCAAUAUCUAACUCUUAACACCAAAUUCUCAAUUCUUGAUAAGAGUGGUAAUCUUUAUAAAACCUUGGUCUCCUAUGUCGAUAACAGUCAUGACACUAAACAAUUCAGAUUUGGUAUCAACGUUGAAGAUAUUCUUUCAGUUGAUAGAAAUAACGAAUCCAAUAGAUUCACUCCAUAUGCCAAAGAUCCAAAAAGACUUUUAUUAUGGCACGGUUCUCGUUUAACCAAUUUCGUUGGUAUUAUUUCACAAGGUUUAAGAAUUGCUCCACCAGAAGCUCCAAAAACUGGUUAUCGUUUCGGUAAGGGUAUUUACUUUGCAGAUACUGUCAGUAAAUCAGCCUCAUAUUGUUUUACCACCAGAGAUUCCCCAGUAGCUUUAAUGUUACUCUGCGAAGUUUAUGUUGGUGAUAAAUAUGAAUUAUUACACGACAAAUACAUGGAGGAAGCACCAAAACCAUUCCAUUCAACCAAAGCUUUGGGUAUGGCUGCCCCCAUUGGUGAUGACAAAGCCUUAGUAGAAUCAGAUAAUGUAAUUGUUCCAUUAGGUAAAAUUAAAAACACAAACUUUAAGAGUAGUUGUACCCACAAUGAGUACAUUGUCUAUAAAGUUGAUCAAGUUAAAAUCAAAUACAUUUUAAGGGUUAGAAUUGAUCACAAAUAA